Molecule: messenger RNA, 1511 nt
Organism: Cannabis sativa
Lineage: Eukaryota; Viridiplantae; Streptophyta; Magnoliopsida; Rosales; Cannabaceae
Product: cathecol O-methyltransferase 1
Exons: 4
Coding region: 225-1316 (363 amino acids)
Biological process (GO): methylation
Molecular function (GO): protein dimerization activity; O-methyltransferase activity; S-adenosylmethionine-dependent methyltransferase activity
Source: RefSeq, a predicted model, not a curated record
AAAUAUUUUAUCAUGUUAAAUGUUUUUUUAGUUAUGAAUUUGAAUGUCAACAAAAUACACGCGUAUAUUAGGUGAAAUCAACUUUUAAUUUCUGGUUUUAAAUCGAUAAUCAUUCAGCAGUGGCUAUAUAAACCACCCAAAAUUCAUUGAAAGAGGUCACAAACAACGUUACUCUAAAUUUCCAAACCUUAAUUUACUUUUCUUCCAAAUACAACAAAAUUGUGAUGGGUUCUGAAUUGGAAGGCACCACAGAAGUAGUAGUUGAUCUUAAAAGAAAACAAGAAGAAGAAAGCUUCUGUUAUGCUGCUCAGUUGUUGAACACAAAUGUGUUAACCAAGUCCUUGCAAACCACAAUUGAGCUAGGAAUCUUCGAUAUCAUAGCGAAAGCCGGGGAAGGAGCUAAGCUCUCUGCGCGGGAGAUAGUGGCGCAGUUGCCAACCAACAACCCCGAUGCGCCCAUGAUGGUGGACCGCAUCCUUAGGAUGCUGGCCAGCUACUCUGUGCUCGUAUGCUCUGUAGUGGCCGAUGAUCAAAGGGCUUACAGUCUUAAUAAUGUCUCCAAAUGCUUUGUCACUAAUGAAGAUGGUGUUUCUUUAGGCCCCUUGAUGUUGUUGUUAGAAGAUAAGGUCUUCUCGGAUAGUUGGUCACAACUUAAAGGUGCAAUACUUGAAGGAGGGAUACCAUUUAACAGAUUCCAUGGAAUGAAUGCCUUUGAGUAUCCAGCUUUGGACUCAAGAUUUAAUAAGGUUUUUAAUAAAGCAAUGCAAAACCAAACCACUAUGAUUAUGAAGCAGAUUCUUGAGUUUUACAAAGGCUUUGAAAACCUUAAGCAACUUGUAGAUGUUGGGGGUGGUUUGGGAGUGACUCUAAAAGAGAUUACCUCCACAUAUCCACAUAUUAAGGGUAUUAACUUUGAUUUGCCUCAUGUUGUACAACAUGCCCCAUCUUAUCCAGGGGUCGAACAUGUGGGUGGAGACAUGUUUGAAAGUGUUCCAAGUGGCGAUGCCAUUUUUAUGAAGUGGAUACUUCAUGAUUGGAGUGAUGAGCAGUGUGUGAAAGUAUUGAAGAAUUGCUACAAAGCUAUACCAGAGAAUGGAAAGGUUAUAGUGAUGGAAGGGCUUCUUCCAAUGUUGCCUGAAGCUAGUUAUGGUGAUAACAUAAUGUCCAAAACAGAUGUGUUAAUGAUGACUCAAAAUCCAGGAGGAAAAGAGAGGAGCAAACAAGAGUUCCAAGCCUUGGCAAGUGGUGCUGGAUUCAGUGGCAUCAGAUUUGAAUGUUGUGUUAGCGGCUUUUGGAUCGUGGAAUUUUUCAAGUAGAGAAUAUAUAUGGCUUUUUUCAAUUAUGAAUAAAAAUUGCCAUGCAUAUGGCUUUGAUUGAAGAUAUUAGUAGAGGGAUUAUUUACUCAUAAUAAUAUGUGUAUAAUUAAUAUAGGGAAUUAUGCUGUACUGUAUAUCAAUUUAAGAGCGUACGCUGUUAUCAUAUUCUUAUCAUAUAUUUUAGUGAAGUUAAAA